Molecule: messenger RNA, 683 nt
Organism: Musa acuminata AAA Group (dessert banana)
Lineage: Eukaryota; Viridiplantae; Streptophyta; Magnoliopsida; Zingiberales; Musaceae
Product: two-component response regulator ORR10-like
Exons: 5
Coding region: 33-635 (200 amino acids)
Biological process (GO): phosphorelay signal transduction system; cytokinin-activated signaling pathway
Source: RefSeq, a predicted model, not a curated record
UGCAACUGUUGUUGUGUGGGGAGGAGAAGUCCAUGGCUGUGGAUGCAGAAGCUCAGUUCCAUGUCCUGGCUGUGGAUGACAGCCUCAUGGAUAGAAAACUCAUUGAGAGGCUCCUCAAGACAUCUUCCUUUCAAGUCACCACUGUGGAUUCUGGGAGCAAGGCUCUUGAAGUCUUGGGGUUGAAGGAAGACCAGACCAGCACACCAGCUCUCUCACCAGAACACAAUGAGAUUGAGGUGAAUCUGGUAAUAACAGAUUACUGCAUGCCUGGGAUGACAGGGUAUGACCUCCUCAAAAAGAUCAAGGAGUCAUCAUCUUUGAAGGACAUCCCAGUGGUGAUCAUGUCAUCUGAAAAUGUACCUUCCAGGAUAAACAGAUGCUUGGAAGAAGGAGCAGAAGAGUUCUUUCUGAAACCAGUACAGCUCUCAGACAUGAGAAGACUCAGGCCUCACAUACUAAAAGGGAAACAUAAAGAGCAGCAGCUUCACCAAGAAGAAAACAGCAACACCAACCACAUCAUCAUCAGUAGCAGCAAUAAUAACAACAUGAGCAACAAGAGAAAGGCCAUGGAUGAGGAAGUUUUAUCUGAGAGGACAAGACUAAGAUUCUCUAGCAGUAGCUUAAAUGUGAUAUGAAAAAAAAAAACUUCAUUACCUAGAGGAAGAUGCUUCUUAAUUCCUUAU